AUGGCCCCCACCACGCGCGCACAGACGAGGGCUGCUGCCGCGGCUGCCGAUGCUGCCGCCGCCGUCGCCUCAGCCCGCGCCAAUGACGACGCACCUGACGGAGCUGCUGCCGACACCACUGCCGAUGCCGCUGCCGAUGCCGAUGCCAGUGCUGAUGAUGAUGAUGAUGCUGACGUCGAUGCGGAUUCUGACGACGCCGACGCGGAUAACGGAGGUCGCGGCGGAUUCUUCAAUCUCCCACCGGUCGUGGUCCUUUCCUGCGCGGCCGUUGCCGUUCCACUCCUCGUCUGGCUUUCGCAAUGUCUGCAGACGGCGCCUCCAUGCCACGUCCAUGGGUACGCACAUCCCUUUGAACCCCAUUGCGACAAGUCACCGAACCCAAACCUCAUCGCGCCAUGUGUCUACCAACACACAAUCGGCAGCCUGGCCCGAGGCGCUGAGACAGGCCUCGUCGACGUCUUCACCGAUACGUGGUUCAUCCCCCUGCCGUCUCUGACGAACACUUCCUCUACCGACCCUGCACUGCUGCAGCUGGGCAAUGACUUCGACAUCAUCGCCGACUUCGCAAAGACUGUCCUCGCACCUCAUGUCCAACGCCACUUACAGCGCGUGGCCGAGCCUGAACGAGAUGUCCAGCAUCUUCCCCAUUUUCCUGUCAUCGAGUGGUUCCGGACCUGUGGUAUGCCGGAGCAAGAAGAUCCUGGGCGACUCUAUCGGUGGAAAUCCGAACUCCAGUGUUGGCUCUCACGACCGCUCCCCGAUGUCUCAUUGCAACUGUCCAUGCUGCUCCUCCGGUCAUGGGAAGCGGAUCUCCGUGGGAUGAGCUUCCUCGAAGUCAGCGGUGUGACGCUCUUUCAGCAACGAAUCGCCGCCUCACUCCUUCAUCUGUACGGCAUUCUGGAAAGCAUCGCGCAGACAGUCGACAACAACCACACCAGCGUUCCACACACAACAAAGCUCGAGCCCUUCGUCGACACUCUCGCCCGCCUCCAGCAGAUCGAAGGCCGGCUCCUGGUCUACGAUGUGGCGGCUGCCAUCCUGCUCGCUCGUCUCCAGGCAGCCGUUGCUUUCGUCGACGAGUUUGCACAUGAGUGUCUCUCCGACGUCCUGCGAACCUUGGGGCGGGAAUGCCCUGCAACGGCCGACAUUUCAUCGCAAACACCACCACUCGACGCCCUCGCAACCAUCACAUCCAACCUUGCCUCCAACACCACCGCCAAUCAAUCAUGCUUCGAAAAUCCAACUGCGCUCUACCACCUCGCUGUCGAUGGCAAAUGGCACGCAACCUUCCUGACUCUUGCGCCAUUCCUCCGACAAGUUUCCCGAACCAUAUCCCGUCGUUGGGCAUUGGGAAAAUUCGAGCGUUGCACUGACGGAGUUGCUGACGCUGGAGGCCAAGGCUGUCCAACCCAUCCCACCAAAUUUCUGCGAGCGUGGUUCACAUUCUCAUCAUCAUCGUCCAGCACAUCGCCUCUCGAAACGGACAGCGAAAUGAACGACCUCUACACCUUCUUCGCAACACACGUCUCCAAAUCCAUCAUUUCUUCCGAGCCCGACACCAGAGCCACUCACACGAGGGUGGAAGCUUUGCUGAAACCUGACGUGCCUGCCUGGGUUGGCGUUUUGGAUCCGAGAAGAUACGGGACGGGCAUGGGAAGGUCUAAGAAGAUCAAAUUGAGGCGGGAACGGGUUUUUGAGAAAUGGAGAAGGAUCGGGGUUGGAGAAGUCAAGAGGGUGGUGGUGGCGAGUGUUUUUUUGAGGCUUGAGAGUUUUGGGGUUGGAAAGACGGGAUGGGAUGGGACUUUCAGCUCUGUAUUUGAUAAUGAAAUGAGAAGUUGGAUUCGAGGACGCAAGGAAAGCAGGCCCAGGAGAUACAUACCUCAUCCCCAUUACGCUUUCCACUCCAUUGACUUGAGCGAGCCACUCGAGAUUUGCGCCGAGGAUGUGUAUGAGCGUUCGAUCAUAACUAAGAAGCGAGCGGUAGAAACCCCAAGUCCUGUCCUGGUCUUGCACAAACUUUCGAGCAGCACCGAAGAAGAAAAGCCGAUCGAUCAUACAGAAUCCCAGCCAGCAGAGCUGCGAACAUGUUGGGUUUGGAGUUGCUCCUCCGCCAUUUUUCAGGCACAUGGAUGCAUAGAGGACGAGCUCCUCACUGACCUGAUCUGGUCAGACAUGUUGCAUCAAGCCGCAACGAUUCCGGGCGGUGGCCAGUUCUUGCCAAAGACUCCUACUUGGACACCAGAUUUCGGGAAGUUGUCUUCAUCUCAAUACCAUAUGUCUCUCUCGGGAGUAAAGGUAAACUGUCUUAAGCUUAUGAAUGCUCAUGCCACAUUAUGCACCGUGGCUCCUCGAAUUCGAUCGGUCGAUGAAGUCCAAGGCUGUCUUCUGGAUGUUUGUUGCAUGCUGAUUGACGAAAUCGCUCAUUGUGGACAAAUGAGCGCGGAAAGUACGCAUAGGGUUGAACAUGGCAUGGAUUCAGCCGGAGCAAGAUCUCAUCUCCGCAUACUCUCUUGCCAGCCUGAAUUGAUAGCGGACGGCAAAGACAAGAGAGUUUGGGUUGAGUUGCAGUGCUUUGAUCUUGAUCAGCGGAGUCAGAGUUGCGGUGGGCGGAACAUAAGCGAAAAGGACGAUCCGGAACAGCCCACAGCAGAAGAGAAGAGAAGGAGCACCAAAGUCUGUGGUCCCAUACGUGCACGCAAUGGCGCAUGGCCUGCUGAAAAGAAGGAAAUCCACAUGCACCGCACACCAAACCCAGGCGUGAUUAUGGAAGGACGGAUGAAGAUCGUUCCAGACUAUUUGAAUUCGGCAUUUGGUGUUUGGAUGCUUAGCAGUUCACGUACCUCGAUCAAUUCAAUCGUGUCAACCUCUCAUUCUCAGAAGUCAUCAUUCCGCCGUGAAUCCAAUCCUCUCUUCACCCACCUGUUAUUCUCAAAGCCCAUCAUGCAGCCGUCAACCCAAUCGUGUCCUGGCCCGCGGACGUCGAAUUGGCAACUCCCAAUGCUCUCGCUGUCAUCCAGGUCGAAAGCAUGUCGUGACCUUUCCUGGCUGAUCAUGCGCCUGUGCGCUCAAGCACUCGCUCACACCGAACCACCCUCUUCUCAUGCUGGCUGUACUGCCGGUAUCUUUGGCUCAACCCACUUCGCCUUCCAUGAUAUCGGGAACGCAACUCCAAGCGCGAUCUGGAGACGGCUGGCUCUCGAGCUCCCACGAAGCCAUAUUCGACUUGGAAUUCCGGUCUUGUGCCAAGAGGCUCCUCGAACUGCCCGGCCAAAGCAUUCGCGAUUGGGUGAUUUGCAACAACGACGAACGGGGGGGGGGCUUGUAGGCAAAUUCCGAGUCACAUGGGGGCAAAGUAGAUUACGAUCGGGUGUGAUAUGGUCGCAGUUGCUGGCGAAAGGCAUCCCGGCGGAGGUGGGCUGUCGCCGACAAGGUUCCCACCGCGUCCCGUCCCGUCCCGAAGUCCUCGACUCGCUUCACAGACAUGCACAAAGUCCGACUGUUGAGACAGACACCGACACUCCGGGUCUGCGAAGCGAAGCAAAGACUGUCAACACAUCAAACACAUACCUGCAGAAUGAUGUCGCAUUGAACAGCUCAUGCCGCAAAGCUCAGCUGGUCCGCGGCAUUGGAUCGUAUGCGCUGCUUGUCAAGUCCCCGUCCAGUCCAGCCGAUUCUUCUGCAGCGCUCGCAGACGGCCGCACCACAAGCCUGAAUGAAGGUAGGUGCACACAAGUCUGCCGUCAUACUAAUUCCAAAGCCACCAAAGAGGGAGAGGGGAAAGAGCGGGAAAGCAGGCACAGUGGAGGAGGAGGACGAGGCCAGAUCGACGAUGUUGGGGUGACGGCGAGGGCGAGAAGAACAUUUCUCCGCCGCGAUUUGUCAGAGUUGCGGAGGAGGGAGGAUGUUGGUGGCCAGACCGAUGAUGUUGGGGUAACGGCGAGGGCGAGAAGAACAUUUCUCCGCCGCGAUUUGCAAGAGUUAAUCAAAGAGGAAGAGGAGAAAGAGUAUGAAUGUUGGUAUGAUGGCGAGCGUAAGGGCGAGAAGAGCAUUUCUAGUGCGGAGAUGAUUGUGCGCUGGCAGGAAGACGAGGAAGAGGAGAAAGAGCAGGACCAGAUUGAUGAGGUUGGGGAAGCGCGGCCGAUAGCGAGCGAGGACGAGGGCGAGAAGAUGUUUUCUGGUGCGGAGGUGAUUUCUGGUGCGAAGAUCAUUUCUGGUACGAAGAUCAUUUCUGCAGAGCUCGUAGGGAUGACUGGACUGCUGCUGGAUUUUCGGAGCGAUACUGAUUGCUGGGGACAUGGACAUCAUGCGGGCAUUGAUCUUGCUGACUGUGCCGGAUGUCGCGACUGGAUGUUGAUCAUGGACAUUGGCCACGACAAAGGAAAGAACAGGCGGAGCAUGGCAUGGCAUGGCAUGAUCAAUCAUCGAAGUACAGUAUCAUUUGCGGCACCCCAUGAAAAGAAAACUCCAUCCUUCUCAACCCCGGACAUACGAAACCCAACACACCAUUUUACAUCUUCUGUGAUUUCUUUGGGAAACUCUCUUGGGUGUAGACCAAGAAUUGCGAACCUCCUCUUCCCCUGCCUCCUCUUUGACGACGGUAAGGAUGGUGAUGAGGGUCCAACUGCAUCCGACCUGGCUUGGAAAUCCUGUUGGUCGACCUCUUUGGGCACGGUGUGGGUAUCUGGUCCAGCGACGAGGAUGACGUUGACAGCUGUUCAUACAUGUUGCUGGGAGAGUCUGUCGUGCGGUGGUGGUGUAUGGACGCUUCUGAGUGUGGAUGUUGGUAGGAAAGGCAGAGGGGUCGAUGGUCCUGCACUUGCUGCACUCUCUUCAAACAGGUCGGCGAGGGCGGGAUCACUUGCAGUGGUAUCUUCAGCGCCUCCGAGUGUGGAUGUUGGUGGGAAAUGGAGAGUUCUCCUCAAAAAAGUCGGCGAGGGCAGGAUCACUUGCAGUGAUUUCUUCGGAAAGGUGAUUAGAGUCGGAAGCCAAGGUCGAACGAAGGUGUUGGAGGACCUGGGAAAAAUGUCAGCGAGGUCGCCGCGGCCCGGACAGCACGAAGCCAGAAUCGAGAAGGCCAGGCAUACAGUAUCAUCCAGCAGCAACGUGAGCUCUCCUCCUCCAUGUCCAUUCCUGCCUCGACGUCUCGUACUCCAGGGUAGCGCUCUGGGAGAGAGGAGUACGGAAUUGUGCUUGAAGCAAGCGCCGGACCUGGAUAGGAUGUCAAUACGGCACAGUCAUCAAAGGGCAAAUGGCGAACCUCAGCCUGUGCGAACAUUUCCUGGUCGUCCUCUUGCCAUGUGUAUGAGCCUCCGUGAGCUUUGUGGAAGCACCAUGAUUGAACCUUGGCAGAUUUCCCAAGAAGAUCACAGAAGCGAUUUCCGUGGGCCCAAAGGUUCGCUGGGCGACAGAGUCGAAGGAGCAUUACAUCCAGGCGGAGAACGAGAUGAUGCCGAGGGUCCUGUACUUUGUAGACAUGAGGGAGGAGCUUGCUUAUUGGAUAAAGUUGACCCAUCUCUUUGCGGUAAUUGGCAUCUGGACGACGACUACGACAUGAGAGACGUUAACAUGGGCCCUGCUCCCGUGCCCAACGUGAGAUCGAUCCAUCAGCGCCAAGUUCCCGCUGUGUCGGAAUCAACCACAGCCAGCCAGAUCAAGGAGUUGAAUUGGAACAAGCUGGAGGAGAGUAGAACAUGGCGCUACGUUUGCAUGGACUUUGAUGAAGCGAUGUGGCGCAGUACGGUCUCCGCUGAGAGAAAUGGCCACGAAGAUAGAAAUACCGCAAGAUGUAGUGCCCACAUCACACGGAGGUUUGGCAGGACGUCUGGCUUUUGCUACAACUCAGAAGCGGUCGGUUCGGUAGCCAUGCCAAGAUGCUGGGCCCGACAGACCUCAAGCCGAAACGCUCGCGAUGAUUGGACGGCAGACCGACUCAGAGUGCUUCUCGCUUGGGAAGUCAUGAGCGAGAGCACAGGUAAAAGAUCCUCUUCCGCAGCGCCAAUUGGAAUGGAGGUUUCGCUGACGUCUUCCAGAAUUGUGCUCCCAUUGCUACGAAUGUCUCACGGAUGGAGACUCCAAAUUCUUGCUCGAUCAUAUCAAUCUCCUCUUCCGCUGAUUUUGCAUGACCUUGCCGGGAAAGGGCAAGCGAUGACCCAUUGCUUUGAAAGAUUUGUGCUUAUUGAUGUUGCUUCACCCAGUCUAUUUAUCUGGCAUCUUUCCUCUCCGAGUCCUGACAAUCUUUCUGCUAGAGUCUGCGCCGCUCGCCGCUCGCCGCUCCUCAAUGUCGAUAUGGCACUCAGCCACCUAAGUCCUCGAAGAUUGAACGACGUCUCCAAUGCAUUAGGCGUCCCAACUCCCCAGCUGACCAUGGUAUGGAAUUUCGUCAGUCCUUCGAGAUGCAGAACUAAGGAAAGAACACAGAAGGAAUAUUGCGGAGGUGGCUCUCAGACUGACGGUGGCGAUGGCUCUCGCCUCUACCCUUUCGAUUUGACUGGCGAUGGCGAUGGCUCUCGCCUCCACCCCUUCGAUUUAACUGGCGAUGGCGAUGGCUCUCGCCUCAGUGCCGCAAGCUCGACGACCAACAUCCAGAACAGUCGGCUCAGCCCCAUCGACCUGACUGAGGAUAUCGAUCAAUCUCAACCACAUCUGACAGCACCUGGAACCGAAGUGGAAGACGGCAUCUCCAACAAUGCACAAGAGGAGCAACCAGAAGCGCAGACGGAAGCGGAAAUGUGUGUCAUCUGCCAAUGCGAGAGCAAUCCCAACACAUACCAGAAGAUCACCUGCCUUCAGUGCAAGAACAGCCUUCAUACACAGUGCUUCGUCAGCCUCUGCAUCAGCCAACAUGCGUUCUUCAGCCCUGUGCAGCUGACUGCGGAGGACUUUGAUCCAGGCGAUCACACUUUGCCUGUCAAGUGUCCUAGCUGUCGGCUCGAGAUGUCCCGUGUGGAAAUAUGCGUGAGUCGACUGAUGCGUCUGGCUGAGGAAGGUGGUGUGUGGACUGGGAAAGCGCAAGACGGCCGGAGAGAGAAAGCCACUCGAGAUUUGGUAGAUAUGAGGAUUGGAGUGCCAAAGAUGAAAGCAGGCCGGGAAGGCGGGGAAGAGCAGAGGUGUCAAAUGUAUUUCGUGUUUCUGGAUAUUGAUCUUCGCAGCCAAGUUGUCAUCUCAGUAUGCCUCAUGUCACGCUUGCCCAGAAAGCGUAGAAGCGUCCUUUGCUCCUUGACAUCGUUCUUCACAGCCAAAAAGCGUGGAAGUGUUCAAAUGUACGUCAUGCUCAUAGAUCCUUUGCUCCUUGAUGUUGCAUCUUCACGACAAGACCAAGCCGUGACCAUAGAGUACCUCAAUUCAAUCUUCGCCACGGAAAGUAUGCUCGCCACUCAUGAGCUGCCAUGUACGUCGUCCAGGGCAGAAGCCCCCUUACAGCCGAAUUCCUCGCAAGGAGUUGCAGAUUCGGAUCCAGAUGCUCACUUCGCAGGCUGCUACCGGGAACACGGAAAACAGAGAUCAGGUCAGCAUCUCGCGUGCUCUCUACAGCAGCAAGUCAUGCACAUCGUCUUUCUGAUCUUCUAUCUGCGCAAGCAGAUCCGCUUGCUCGAGUGCGUGGGCAUGUACGCGAAUACUCUGCUGUUUCUGCCGCCAAUAGGCGUCCUGUGCUUCUUGACCCAGCGGACCGAAGUAGUCGACGAUAUGCUGGGUGCGGUCGAUUGUGGCUGCAAAUGGACGAAUGUCCAGGUGUUGGGGGAUUUUGAGGAGGAAUUGUGGUGGGGGCGUGACUCGGACUGCACUGGCUCUUCCCUCGCAACUUGGAAUGAAAGUCGGCGCAGACCUGGCACACUCGCAUCAGCUGAAGCUGAUGAGAGCAAGGCGGGGAAGGCACGAUCAAUGCGCGAUCGACAACGUUGUCACAUCCUCAUCGGCAUGAAGCGGGCAAGCAGUCUCGACCUGGGGACAAGAACAGCAGUGGCGCAUAACGAAUGUUGGUUAACUUCUGGCAAUCGCGCCGUCAGAAGUUGCGUUGGUGGCCUCCGCCGACUCUCGACUCCCAAAUCCUCGAGCAACAGCAAGGUCGUCGCACUCGCAAACCAGACAGGCUCCCCAUAUUCCCGGAGUGCAUUCCAGCAUCGAAAAUCAAGGCCUCCUUGGCACUGCUGGCGGCGGCGAAGCUCUGCCGGACGAGAAUCCGACGACGACCAACGAGAUCAUGGCCUGAUCAUGCACGACACUAUGACACUCAAUUAUGAUCAGGGUACAGUGCUGCAAAGUCCAGAGAGCCUCGCUAAGAUGCUGCAAGCCUGCCUGCAUACGUGUUUUGAACCACUCAAGCACAUCGAGCCUCGUGUGAAAUGUCUGGUUCAUCCUCCAUAUGAAGACAUGACGGGACAUCUUUCCGCCGAACAAGUACUCGACCCAUGUUUCUCCCACAGGAACGUUCGUCGAGCCUGUGGAGAAGACUGGUGGCCAGAUUCGCAGACGUCUACUGAGGAGGGCCAUGCAACGACUCAUCGGCACCCGUGGCCUCUCGUCAUACCCCAUCUCCUACAAAUGGUCAACAAACUGCAUGAAGGAAACUGCAUGAAGAGACGCAUGAAGAGACGCAUGAAGAGACGCAUGAAGGGACGCAUGAAGAGACGCAUGAAGAGACGCAUGAAGGGACGCAUGAAGGGACGCAUGAAGGGACGCAUGAAGAGACGCAUGAAGAGACGCAUGAAGAGACGCAUGAAGAGAACCUGUCGCUUUGGCGCGAAAUCCACCUCUCUUGCAGCGACUUGGCCAGUUGGAUGGCCGCCUCGGUUUCAAAUUUUUGACUGCUCACGUACAGCAGAAAACUGGCUGUCAAGUCUCAAGAAUGAUGCCCCAGCACUGGAUCUGAUUGCGAGAGCUAUUCAGUGCAGAAACAAGCAGACCGACGCCCCGGUCCAAAUUUCCAUUCAUGAGCUGCUUCAGCAAAGUACUGGUCAUUUCCUGCCGAAAUCCAACCCUUCCACCACAUCAGCUCUCCUUGGCAAGCCCGAACUGUUCAUCAGAUGCCUUGGAGACCAAUGUGUCGGUCAGUUUACGUCAGUUACACUGACAGGCCUGGCAUGUCCAAAGGUAGGAUCAAAUCCUCUGCAGAUAAAGAUCGCAUCAAUUGCAUGGCGAAGCUUCAACAAUCAUUUCGCAAACAUGCAGCCUUCUGAAGGAGGGCCAACAGCAGGUUCAACCAGCAUGACCGGCGAAGAACUGGUGGAAUUUUUGCAAGUCCCAAGCAUAUCCUGGACGCGGCGGAUCAUAAGUCCAGGUACAUACUUGCGAACGGCGUGGCGAGAUCAGCAUUUAGCCAAACAGCACACCCGCGAAUACAACUCCGAGCUCGUUUUCCAGCAGCCCCAGGCACGAUUAGCCAAAAUUCGGAUCUGGAGAAGAGCCUCGCUCGCAGCUACCGUUGAAUCCUCAGGCACAGGAGCCAAAAAUCACAACCAUCCUCCUCCGCACUCAAGCAGUCACCUCGACACCGAAUCCACCUGGGCAGACAUCGCAAUGAUCGUCACCGGAGCUUUCUGGGCCGACUCAGCCCUCCCGCUCGCUAGCUCGAUUCCCCAGCACUGA
This is a messenger RNA of Pseudocercospora fijiensis CIRAD86, 9582 nucleotides long. RefSeq lists its product as uncharacterized. The transcript has 57 exons. The record is from RefSeq and is a predicted model, not a curated record. The coding region runs from base 1 to 9582 and encodes 3193 amino acids. NCBI's taxonomy places the organism in Eukaryota, Fungi, Ascomycota, Dothideomycetes, Mycosphaerellales, Mycosphaerellaceae.